GGCUCAGAGAGUCACCGCUACCCACAACAAGCGGCCGUGGUGUGUCCCCGGUGCGGACAGGUUACCGGACGUUAUUCCCUGUGUCGGAGCCCGCACACCGCAGCCAUGCCGCGUAUCAUGAUAAAGGGAGGCGUGUGGAGGAACACCGAGGAUGAAAUCCUCAAGGCGGCGGUUAUGAAAUAUGGCAAAAACCAGUGGUCUCGUAUUGCCUCUCUUCUGCACAGGAAGUCCGCCAAGCAGUGCAAGGCCCGAUGGUACGAAUGGCUGGACCCCAGUAUUAAGAAGACAGAAUGGUCACGUGAGGAGGAAGAGAAGCUGCUGCAUUUGGCCAAGCUAAUGCCCACGCAGUGGAGAACAAUAGCCCCCAUCAUUGGCAGGACUGCCGCCCAGUGUCUGGAGCACUAUGAGUACCUACUAGAUAAAGCGGCUCAGAGAGACAAUGAGGAGGAGGCAGCUGAUGACCCUCGGAAGCUUAAACCUGGAGAAAUCGACCCAAAUCCCGAGACCAAACCUGCCAGGCCUGACCCCGUGGAUAUGGAUGAAGAUGAGCUUGAGAUGUUAUCUGAGGCCAGAGCUCGUCUUGCUAACACCCAGGGUAAAAAGGCCAAGAGGAAAGCGAGAGAGAAGCAGCUAGAAGAAGCCAGGCGUUUGGCAGCUCUUCAGAAGAGGCGAGAACUGCGAGCAGCAGGGAUCGAGAUACAGAAGAAGAGGAAAAAGAAGCGCGGCGUCGAUUACAAUGCUGAGAUCCCGUUUGAGAAAAAGCCGGCCCCAGGGUUUUAUGACACCUCUGAGGAGAACUAUGACGCACUGAACGCCGACUUCAGAAGACUGAGGCAGCAGGACCUGGACGGGGAGCUCAGAUCAGAAAAAGAAGCUAAGGAGAGAAAGAAGGACAAGCAAAAUAUCAAGAGGAAAAAGGAGUCAGACCUGCCGGCAGCGAUCCUCCAGACAACCGGCGGGGUGUCCGAGCUGACUAAGAAGAGAAGCAAGUUAGUUCUACCUUCACCUCAGAUUUCUGAUGCAGAGUUAGAAGAAGUGGUGAAGGUCGGACAAGCCAGUGAGAUUGCCCGGCAAACGGCUGAGGAAUCUGGAAUCACCAAUUCUGCAUCCAGCACCUUAUUGUCUGAAUAUACUGUUGCGAAUAACAGCAUUGCCCUCAGAACGCCAAAAACACCAGUGGCCCAGGACCGCAUACUGCAGGAAGCUCAGAACCUUAUGGCACUUACAAACGUGGACACCCCUUUGAAGGGUGGGCUCAACACGCCUCUGCACGAGAGCGAUUUCUCUGGUGUGACACCUCAGAGACAAGUGGUCCAGACUCCAAAUACUGUGCUGUCCACACCGUUCAGAACCCCAUCUCAAAGUUCAGAAGGUCUAACCCCACGAGGUGGCAUGACCCCCAAACCAGUUAUUGGUGCCACACCAGGGAGGACACCGCUGCGGGACAAACUGAACAUCAAUCCAGAGGAUGGAUCAGUGGAUUACAAUGAUCCAACAUACGUUAAGCAUCUGGAAAGGGAGUCUCGUGAACAGCUGCGUCUUGGAUUGAUGUCUCUUCCUACUCCGAAAAAUGACUUUGAGAUUGUCUUACCCGAAAAUGCUGAACGAGAACUAGAAGAGCGAGAUCAAGAGGACUCCUUCAUAGAGGAUGCUUCAGAUGUGGAGGCGCUAAAACAGGCGGCCAGAGAUGCACAGCGAGCGAAGGAACUGAAGCAGAGACAUAAAGCUGUGCAAAAAGAAUUACCAAGACCCAAUGAAGUAAACGAGACGAUCUUGAGGCCUGUGAAUGUCGAGCCGCCUCUUACUGACUUGCAGAAAAGCGAAGAAAUGAUCAAGAAGGAGAUGAUAACAAUGUUGCACUAUGACUCCCUGCAUCAUCCGUUUGGUGAUAAUUCGGGGAGUAAGAAAGGGAAAGCCCCCGGCUCUGUCUCCACCAGUGCAGAACAUGCGUCGUAUCUGGAGCAGAGCCCGUAUGACAAGAUCUCAGAAGAUGAGCUCCGGCAUGCGGAGGAGCUUCUGCAGCAAGACAUGGAGGUGGUGAAGCAAGGUAUGGGCCAUGGAGACCUGUCGCUGGACGCCUACAACCAGGUGUGGGAGGAAUGUUACAGUCAGGUGCUUUACCUACCCGGACAAGGGCGAUACACCAGAGCGAACCUGGCCAGUAAGAAGGACAGAAUCGAGUCUCUGGAGAAGAGGCUGGAGAUAAACCGAGGGCACAUGACUGCGGAGGCAAAAAGAGCGGCAAAGAUGGAGAAGAAGUUGAAGAUUAUUCUGGGCGGUUACCAGUCUCGAGCAAUGGGACUUAUUAAACAGCUGAAUGAAGUAUGGGAUCAGUUUGAGCAGGCCAACCUGGAGCUGAAGACCUUUGAGGAGCUGAAGAAACACGAGGACAUCGCCAUCCCCAGGAGGAUAGAGUGUCUUAAAGAAGACGUGCAGCGACAGGAGGAAAGAGAGCGGGAGCUCCAGCAGCGAUUUGCAGAACUACUUUUGGAGAAGGAAGGCUCAGUACCCAAAUACUAAGCGCUGUGGAUGUCUCCAGCCCGGCCACGUCUGCAUGUGCUUGUCCUGCCACCUGUCAUCAGUACAGAUCUGCUCUGUGAAUCUGCCGUGUCGUGAGCCGCACUGUAUACCCUCGUCAAACCUGAAGUCCUAUCGAUGCGUUAUGAGACGCAUCUGGUUUAAGGACUUUCACCGAAGCGAGAAGAACAGUGACAGUGAUAUUUUUUUUGUGAGAGCCCCCCAUAAAUUCAUGUGAUGGUGUGAGGUGACGCUCUGUCAGCGUGGAGGCUUGCUUUCUUUUGCCACCUGUCUGUUUUUCCUGUCCAGGCAAAUCAUUCAUUCCAUUGAAUGUAGUUCGCGGCAGCGUUGGAUCAGUCUUUAACCUCGGAGGUUUUCAUUGCCUGCGGAUUAUUGAUGUACAAUAAAUAUCAUUGUAAA
Molecule: messenger RNA, 2937 nt
Organism: Bufo bufo (common toad)
Lineage: Eukaryota; Metazoa; Chordata; Amphibia; Anura; Bufonidae
Gene: CDC5L
Product: cell division cycle 5 like
Exons: 16
Coding region: 106-2520 (804 amino acids)
Biological process (GO): regulation of transcription by RNA polymerase II; mRNA splicing, via spliceosome
Cellular component (GO): Prp19 complex; spliceosomal complex
Molecular function (GO): DNA-binding transcription factor activity, RNA polymerase II-specific; RNA polymerase II transcription regulatory region sequence-specific DNA binding
Source: RefSeq, a predicted model, not a curated record